AUGGAGGAGGAAGACUCGAUUCUGGGUCUGGUGCCCGCCUCGCUCCCCGUUCACGCGGACAGCGAGGGUUCAGUCGUGGCGAGCGGCUACAUGGGGUGUGUGUCCGGCAGUCCGGUGGCUGCAGGCGCGGACACGGAUGACGGUAGUGGCUGGACCUUCGAGCACGUCCUUCGCGCAGCCAUCGCGGGCGCAGAAGAGAACAACAACAACGACGCUGAAGCAGGGCAAGGUGGCGGCGACGAAGAAGAUGACGGCAGCGACGCCGCUGACAAAGAUGAGGGGCAGGCGGAGGAUGCGGUGGAUUUUCGCGACGGCGGCGCGUCCUCUGGCGCGGAAGGCCACGCCGGGGCGGCUGCCGGUGCAGUGGAGGGCGGCCACACGGAUGACGUGAUGCUGCUGAGCAUCGGGGAUAAGAAGGCGGCAAAGCAGUUGGGCAAGAGGCUGUACAAGCGGUGGAAGAAGUUGCACAAGACCGCCCGGUCGAAGAAGGACACGCACAAGCGCAGCAAGAAGGCCGGCUCGAAAAAGUCGAAGGGCAAAGAGAAGGCGUCCAAGCACCAGAAGGCAAGCGGCAGCCGUAAGAAGAAGGGCACCAAGGCGCGCAGGGACGACCACGACGACGACAACGGUGAGGGGAGCAUGUUCCUGAACAUGGCGGACGGCGAGCUCGGGCUGGUGCCGGCGGCCGAUCUCUCUGACGCGGCAGCCGCCAUCGAGGCGCGUUUGAAGAAGGCGGCCCUGCGCGAGGCCAAGAUGCGGACUGAAAGGGCGGUCAAAAAGGUGGCGCAGCGCAAGACGAGUUCUGCGGAGCUCGCCGCUAUUGCCAAGGAGCUGGUCUCUGCGAUGGCGAAGGCUCGACAGCUGGACGAAGACAUCAUUCGCGGCCGCAACACCCUCCCCAACGCCUUCCCGCUCAACCGCGUAGCUCUCAAGAGCAUUGUGCAGGCUCGGUGCCGGCAGGGGUACAUGGUGGGCCCGCUCGUCGAGGCGGGCAUCCUGCAGGAGCUGAGCUACUGGCUGUAUGAUGUCGACCGCGCUGAUCCAGCGCCGUACGAGCUGCGCACAACGGCGCUGGAUAUCCUGGUAUCGUUACCGAUGGAAGGCAGCAUCGCUGCGACGGAGGACCUCACUGCGUUCAUGGGUGUGGGCCGCGAGCACCUCAUCAAGACGGACCUAGGCCGCGCCCUGAACGCUCUUCGCCGCUACAACGAAGAGACGAUCGACAACAAGGGCAAGUGCGUGCAGCUACUGACCACCUUCAGUCGCGUGAUCAGCGGCGCGUCGGACAAGGACCAGAUGGAUGAGCACAAGAGCAAGGCUGUGUGGAAGUGCCAGAGCGACCCGACGGUCGCCUCGCCGUUUGAGGUGCUAGAGACGUGCUCAGAGGCCUUCCAGAAGUCGUUCAUGAGGCCCGACCCGCGCGACCCGACAUCGUACAACGGUGUGCUACCGUGGAGGCCGCCGGCGGCAACCAUAACAAACGUCUCAGGUAAGCUGGGCGACUACAUCGAGAAGGCCAACAUCGACCCGCGACGAUGA
Messenger RNA from Leishmania major strain Friedlin, 1539 nucleotides. RefSeq lists its product as hypothetical. Gene Ontology annotation, cellular component: nucleus. Gene Ontology annotation, biological process: poly(A)+ mRNA export from nucleus. Lineage: Eukaryota; Euglenozoa; Kinetoplastea; Trypanosomatida; Trypanosomatidae. The transcript has a single exon. Bases 1 to 1539 code for a protein of 512 amino acids. The record is from RefSeq and is a predicted model, not a curated record.